Messenger RNA from Podospora pseudocomata, 2192 nucleotides. RefSeq lists its product as uncharacterized. NCBI's taxonomy places the organism in Eukaryota, Fungi, Ascomycota, Sordariomycetes, Sordariales, Podosporaceae. The record is from RefSeq and is a predicted model, not a curated record. The coding region runs from base 118 to 2058 and encodes 646 amino acids. Gene Ontology annotation, molecular function: FAD binding; oxidoreductase activity. The transcript has 3 exons.
CUUGAACCCAGAAAGCCUCGGCAUACUUCUUGUCAGCAUACUUAUUCCUUCAAUUUUGAGCUGCUAGGAUAACAAGCACCUUCAGCACUGGCAACCAGCUGGUAUUCAACAGACAUCAUGGACGACAACCCCAAGGUCGAGAAUCCCACCACAGAUUGCGAUGUCCUCAUCGUCGGUGGUGGUCCUGUUGGCAUGGCAUUGGCCUUGGAGUUGGUAUUGCAUCAUGUGUCUUUUCGAAUCGUCGACAAACUACACGCUCCCUCUCCCACGAGUCGUGCUCUGAUUAUUCAACCUCGAACACUCGAACUAUUCAGUCGCUAUGGCGCUGCCGAGGAGCUCAUCCCUCGUGGACGUAUUCUCCAGGGCAUGGCCCUUUGCCUUGACGGCAAACCAGCAGGUGCCAUUGCGCUCAACCAGUUCAAGGCCAGUGACACUAGAUUCCCGCUACCACUUAACAUCUCUCAAGCCGAAACGGAACGUUUUCUCCUCGAGUCGCUGUCUUCUCAUGGUGUCAAUAUUGAACGCUCCCUUACCGCCACCAGCAUUGUCCAGGAUGACAAAGUCAUCACCACAAAAUUGCAAAGUCACGAUGGAAAAGUGGAAGCUGUCCGCUCCAAGUACGUCAUUGGCUGUGAUGGUGCGCGCUCUGUUGUUCGCCAAGCAGGUGAAGGCAUGGUUUGGGAAGGGUCGAGCUACCCGCAAUCCUUUCUCCUCUGCGACGUCCAAAUCAGGAACAACCUCCGCCGACAGGACCAAGGCUUAUUGCAGAUUUCCCGAGAGGGAAUGUUUGCCAUAUUUCCUAUUCGUCAAGACCUCUUCCGUAUUGUGGUGUCAGGUCCGGCGGCCACGUUUGACCAACAGGGUGAUACCAGUUCAGUGCCGACUCUCGAACAUUUCCAGUCAUUGUUCGACAAGUUCACCCCUCCAGGCUCAGGGACUUUGGAAGACCCGGUGUGGAUCAGCAGGUUCCGACUACACCUCAAAGGUGUCAACAAAUACCGCGACAGGAGAAUCUUUGUUGCUGGUGAUGCAGCUCAUAUCUCUUCCCCUGUCGGUGGAAAGGGCAUGAACACCGGAAUUCAGGAUGCCAUCAAUCUGGGAUGGAAACUAGCUUUUGUUUUACAGGGACAGGUUCAAGAUCCAGACGCCUUCCUGGACACAUACCACAUCGAAAGACACCCCAUUGGACAAGAGCUUUUGUCAAGUACGGAUCGAAUGUUCACAUUCAUGACCAGCACCAAUCGCUUUUUCAUACCCAUUCGCAACUUCGCAGUCAGGUACAUUUUGCCAUGGCUCACCCCCACAGAUUGGUGGAAUAGAGCGUUCUACAAAUUUCUGUCCAUGUUUGGUGUCACAUAUCGUGGAGUGAGCCCAAUCGUUGGAACUGCCGCAGGUUUCGAUGGUCGAAUUCAGGGAGGGGACCGUCUGCCUGAUGGAAAGCUCUGGCUGACAUCGAGAAACACGGGAAUUAUUUCGACCACCGUACAGGCACUCUGCGUGGGCAGUUCCCACCAUCUUUUGUUGUUCUCUGGAGAACAUAUCGAAGAACAGACCAAUGCGUUGGAAUAUGCCAAAGAGAAGGUGUUGAGCGCGGUUUCUUUCAGGUUGGACGUGCACUUUAUCUACCGAAAGGCCAAAGAUGAACCUGCAAUCGCCUUGAACGACUAUUAUAUCUGGCCUUCAGAGUUGGUGGAGGAGACACUCCUUAAACGAUUCGGCUUCUCUGAGCAGUCUCUGCCUGGGUAUAUGUUCGUUCGGCCGGAUGGAUAUGUGGCUCAUAUUGGCCCUCUCUCUACACUGGACGAAUUUCUCUCUUUCCUUCGCAAGCAUUUUGUUGCCCCUGUGGAGGAGGCCGAAUAUGUUGCGGAGUAUCAUUCGACUUUUGAGGACGAUUCGAGUGAUGAGCUUGGCUUAGAGACUCGGAAUGAUUCGACCUUGGGAGCCUCGGAGUGGACUACUGACUGUGCCUCAUCUACUCAGCUUAACUGGAGCACUGGGCAUGAUUCGACUUCUGAGCGCCACUUCACACCCUUGUCGUUUUCUUCUCCUUCGGCCUGAAAUGGGCUUCACAUUUGCGAUUUUCAGAUCUCGGCUUUAGAAGCCGUGGAUAGAUAGCUUUGUAAUUAUUAGCACAGUGUGUGCUUUGAAACCCUUAUUGUUUCGUAUUCUAGAACCUCUCUUCGUGUCCUCUU